UUUCUAGCCCCAUGGGCCUCAAGUUCUAGUUGAUAGCAAGCCUUCUGUCCUUAUCAGUGACAAACAGAGAUGGCCCCAGAAGCAGUGACAGGCCAGGGGCUGGGGGGGUGAGGGAGUUGGAGAGACAGUGGCUGGGCUGUCACUGGCUGGAUUUCCUACUUCUGGUAUCUAGAGAAUGGUUUUGGAGACCAGAUCUGGAAAGCUGCAGCAGCUCUUGUUGGGAACAUGAGCUCUGGCCUCACACGGCCUUCUCGACCGCCUGAGCCUAGCUCCCCAGCCUGCAGACAUCCACUGGGCCACCCUCCUGCCCACUGCUGAGCCUGCCAGGCAGCGCCAUCUGCUCUGCAGCCCGUCCCUGGUGGAAAGGCACAAUGACCACAUUGUUUCUCUUCCAGCUUCUCGUCAAGACAUGGAAGCUAUUGCCAAGUUUGAUUUCAUAGCCUCGGGUGAGGAUGAACUGAGUUUUCACACUGGAGAUGUUCUGAAGAUCCUAAGCAACCAGGAAGAGUGGCUCAAGGCGGAGCUCGGAAGCCAAGAAGGAUAUGUGCCUAAGAAUUUUAUAGAUAUCGAGUUUCCUGAGUGGUUCCAUGAAGGCCUUUCCCGACAUCAAGCAGAAAACUUACUCAUGGGCAAGGGGAUCGGAUUCUUCAUCAUCAGGGCCAGCCAGAGUUCCCCAGGAGACUUCUCCAUCUCUGUCAGGCACGAGGACGACGUCCAGCACUUCAAAGUCAUGCGAGACACCAAGGGCAAUUACUUCCUGUGGACUGAGAAGUUCCCAUCCCUAAAUAAGCUGGUGGACUACUACCGGACAACGUCCAUCUCCAAACAGAAGCAGAUCUUCCUUCGGGAUGGAACGCAAGAUCAGCCCUACCUCCACCACACAGUUACUGCCAGAAGAGAGACAGGAACGGGAAUCUGGAUCUCCUGUUUUCUCUCCCAGGGUCACCGGGGCAACAGCCUGGACAGGAGGUCCCAGGGAGGCCCUCACCCUAGUGGAGCCAUAGGAGAAGAAAUCCGACCUUCGGUGAACCGGAAGCUGUCAGACCACCUUCCUCUGGGUCCCCAGCAGUUCCACCCGCACCAGCAGCCGCCCCCCCAAUUCCCACCAGGGCCACAGCCCCCUCCACAGCAGCGCUAUGUGCAGCAUUUCCACCAGGACCGUCGUGGGCGCAGCCUGGACAUAAACGACGCACACUGCGGCAUUGGCAGUGAGGUGAACGCCACCCUGAUGCACCGGAGACAUACAGACCCUGUACAACUCCAGGCGGCAGGGCGGGUGCGCUGGGCCAGGGCACUGUAUGACUUUGAGGCUCUGGAGGAGGACGAGCUGGGAUUUCGAAGCGGAGAGGUGGUUGAAGUCCUGGACAGCUCCAACCCAUCUUGGUGGACCGGCCGUCUGCACAACAAACUGGGUCUCUUCCCUGCCAACUAUGUGGCCCCCAUGACGCGAUGAGUCGCACUGGGAGGCUUACCGGCUUUUCGUCUGAAUCCGCCUGCAAGACAGGGAGGAGCAAGAGGCAAAAGCUGAACUUUAUAACUAUACAUACACGCAUACAUGUGCAUGUGUGCCCCUGUGUACACAAAACAUGUAUAUGUGUGCCUAUGGCUACACACAACAUUUUAUAAUAGUAAUUUAUUGGCAGGCAGGUUGGCUCGUUGACCAGCAUGAGAAAGAACUCAGGUGGAGAGGGGGGCAUUUUGUCAACUCUUCUCUGUGUGAAAGGACAGUGGGGAGCUGGGAGCAGAGCUGGGGAAACUUUUCCCCGGCCCUUGAACUUUCACAGCUUCUUUCCUGGCUUGGGAAUUUUCUAAGAGAGCAAGCAGCUAAGCAGAGAUCACACCCCAGGGAUGGAUGAACAGGACAGGGCUGGGCUUGGUGAAGCACAUUAGCUAGUUCACCGGGCCCUGUUCACCUACAGGGUAGCUCCCCUUUUCUGCAUAGAGCAGGCACUACACCCAGAGAAUUAAGGUGUAGCAGAUGCAGGGCUCCAGGCACCAAGCGAGUCUGAGCAGGGAACCGGCAAGGGCGUGGCUCCCCCUGGUGUGGGAGAGCCCUGCAAGCUCAGGCCUAGUUGACCCUGCAAGCUCAGGCCUCGUUGAUGGCUGUCUGGGACUUUUACUUUCCAUCUGAGACUGUCCCUUGGGUAAUCCUCUUCCCUUAUGGCUGACAGAGUUAGAACGCAGGGACGGGGCAGAGCCAAGCGCUAAGGAACACACAAGGGUUCUCCGCAGCCCUUUUGGCUUACUUGACUGUAACUUCUGUUUCCACAGCUGCAGAGAAGGCUGCAGCCUAGAUUCUUGGAAGUGCUGGGAGAGCCCUGGCAGAGACUGUGGGAUGUGUCAGCAGCCUCGCUCUGUGGUUACAAGAGUGUCUCUGUGGAGCUCAAUUGGGUUUUGCUCCUGGUUUUCCGUGGUUGAGGCCAUCUUUGCCUGUGGACGAGAGGGAAGCCAAGAGUGCUAGCUGCAGAUCGAUCGACAGAUUGACAGACUGACUCUAACCCCAACAGGAGCCUCAUGGGCCUGGGUUUCCUCUUCUAUUUGAGUGCUAGGCCUCCCCUAUCCUCCCUCCAUCUGGGAAGAGGAGCCCCACUGCCACUGUCCCUCUUUGUCUCCUUAAACUAGAAUUGUGUAUCCUAGUGCCUGACCUGGGGAAUAAAGAGAAGCCUGGCUGGGCGGGUGGGGAAGGACACUGGGGAGGAAGCUCGGUUGCUUUUGGAGAGCCUGGGAGUGAAGAUGUCAGAGCAGAAGGCACUUAGGAGGGUGUCAGUGAAGUCGCUUGUGUGUGUGUGUGUGUGUGUGUGUGUGUGUGUGUGUGUGUGUGUGCACGUUCUGAGAUAGGCAAGAAAGAGCUGGGGUGAAAGGGAUGGUGAGCGUAUGUGACAGACAGGGGGGCCUGUCUCUGUGUCCCCUCCUGCCGAGGGCAUCUGUUACUGAGGGAGACAAAAAGAACAGUCUGUGUGUGACUCAGGAGUCACUGCAGUGUGGCAUACACGCUGUCCCUUGUGACUCUGAUUCAACAAUCCUCUGAUCCCUGGGCUCCCUUUAGAGAAAGAGAGGGACCAGGAGGGAAGAAGAACAUAGCCUGGAGGUUCAGGGGAGCAGCAGGAAUGAGGAACAGCUGCAGCCCUGGGACAGGAAAGCAGGGGCAGUGCCAGAAGACGGGUGGCAGAUGGGAAACAGGGAGACCGGUUUGGGGGGAACGUAUGAAGCAGGGCAUGGAGAGGAGGCCUGGUCAGCUGGGACAGUGCAGGUAGGAGCCCCACCCCCACCCCCACCCCCAUCCCCAGAGCAGGUGAGAAAAGAGCGCAUCAGAAGGAGGCACCAAGGAGGAGAAAUGAGACCGGAAGCCGAGGCCAAGUGGGCCCAAGCUUGGUAGUAGGUGAUGUGAGACAUUACAGUAAAUAAAAGCCAAAAAUGGUGUUUGGUUUUACAGUAUUUGCAAACCAUAUGCUUUCAACAGCCCACAAACUUCAUCCAUUUGGCUGAUUCUGUGGGAGGAGCAGCCCUGGCUGAGGCAGAAAUGACUAGCUUGGUUCUGGUCUAGUUACUAUGCCUUGAAACACUCUAUGGGAAUACAGUAAUAAAGUUUUGCCAGCCUGAAUCUGGUGUCCAUGUGGCACAGCCCUAGGAGAAGGGGGUACUCCCCACUUUGGGGCGGCAGGGGUGCUAGGCCUGGAGACACAGAGCUCCUAAAACCCCUGGAAUGGGCAUCCUGUUCUAGCAGGAACCCUAGGGGGAGAAGGUAGGAGGAAUUUUAUUGAGGUACCCUCAUUAGCAGGGCUCGAUUCAGAAGGGAACAGGAGAGUCACCUAAACCACUAAUGGAGACCAAGGACUCACAGGGACUGAACCUAGAAGGUCAGCACCAAACCGUCUACCUGGGGCUCAGAUCUCUUUGGCUUCUGCUAUUGCUUCCUGGGAAGUAGGUGAGGGAUAGAGCAUGAGCCAUCAUACCCCCAACUCUCUUACCUACUUCCCAUGUGCCAGCCUCCCAGAGGUAAGGGAGUGUGUCUGUCUACCCAGUGUUUCUGGCUGUAGAGUCAACUGCAAGUACACCAUCUCUGAUUUUGGCCACCACACCCUAGGUGUGACUUUGUGCCAUCUGAACAGAGAACUUCCAGAGAAAAGCCCGUUCCUGUUGGACCACUUAAGGUUCCCUCCCCAGUUCAUUUCAAACAUCCAGCUGCUACCAUGGCCCACUCACCAUUAGAUGGUCUCGAGCUGAUCUAAGGAAAUACUUCUCAAGAUCUCAAGUAUCUGAGCGUUGUCUGGGGACCGUGUUAAAAUGUGGGUUCCGACUCAGCCUUACAUCUCUAACAAGCUCCCAGGUGCUUUGAUCAGCAAGGGCACCGGCCUCACAAAUCUAAUUGGAUUCUUUUUCAGGGGAUAUUCAGCCGCUGCUCUUUGUUGCUAGUGAAUAAGUCACUUUAGCUUUGGGAUAGGCACAACUCAUUACUGUCUUUAUGAUACCAUUCCUGUUUGGCAGCCGGUGACUCUUUUUUUUUUUUUUUUGCAUCUUCAUCAGUAAUCAGAAAAUUUCCAAGUGACAGGCAUUUGGCUGGAGACUCAAACAGGAAUUCCCUACUAGAAAUCACUCUAACAGGAGCAGAAGCUGUGGAAGGUGCAAGAAGCCUUCUCAGGAAAUCCUGAAAGAGAAAAAUCAAUGUCCAUCACUUUGGGCUCUGGGCAAGGGAGAGGGCAUCACUAGAUCUCAGCUCACAGCCCACACAGGGGACAGACCUGCCUGGUCAAAAUAAUUGUAUGGCACAAUUAUUUUGUCUAGCUUCAAUGUGACUAUCUGUAAGACAAGAGUGUGAGAAAAAUCUACCACUGCAAUUCUUUAAAACAAAUUUAUUUUUGUUAUUGUGUUUCAAGUCCUUCCACUUCAUCUCCCAGCCAACGGCAUCCUUCUGUCUCCCAUAGCAACUGCACUGUCCUCUGUGCUUGUUGGCCUGCAUUCCUUCCUGUGCCUGGUACACUCUCCACUCAGACACCAAGGCAAUCUUUGGACAGACAAACCCAAGCACACCACUUUUCUUCACAGGCACUUAGCCUUGAACCUAAAAUCCCAACCUGGUCCUGUGCGGUCUGGCCCCUUUCGGAUCCUCUCUCCAACCUCCUCUUGCUUUUAUACCCCUUCCCCACUGUCCUUCCUUCAGCACACAUAUGGCUAAGGACCCUCCCUAGGGUUUUCAUCAUUGUGGCCCCCCCCCCAGGAUGCACAUCCUGUGCUUUUCAGCUGACUGCUGUUCAGAUGUGGGUUCACACGUCACUUCCUCUCAUCACCCCCAUGUGAAAUAAAAUAUCUCUUUAGAUUACCUCCUGAGUCCCAUGCUUUUCCUGAACACCAUGCACACAGAAGAGGGCACUAGGUUGAGUGCCGGUUAGAUUGUAUGCUUCUUGGGGUGGAGGUCAUUGUGGUUUGCAGACGCUUGUAUGUUCAUGGCACAUGGGGAAGGCUGUCAGUACAUAUGUGUCUAAUGAUGUUGUGAUCCCCCAAGGUGAAAACCUUCAUCUUGAAGGGAAACUCAGGCAUAAAGUGAGAAAGGGGGGUGGUGAGACAAGAUGAUCUAGGGGAAAGGCGAAACACUCUAUCUUGCAAGGAAACUCAUUAAGACAGGAAGUAAACAACUCAAAAUACCUUCAGAAGUCCCUGAAACUGAAUAGAUUAACUGGGCCCCUUUCUCCCCAGUAAUAUAUAAGUCACAAAGACAGCUGAGAUGCUUAGAAGAGUCUCAAACAAAACAAUAAGCAAAUAAGCAAAGACCAGCCAAAGGCCUGGAAAACAAAGAAGAGACCAGCUGACCUGCCUAGAAGAGACUCAGACCAUGAGAGCCACCAGAAAAGACUCUCUCCAGCCUGUUGAGCUACCUGAAGGUUGUGCAGUGAGCUCCCAGGUUCUGGUUUUCCUGAGCUGUCACCAAUGCUGGGGUAGGGUCAGCUUUUGUAAGUUAUCCCUGCCCAUGUUCCUGCAAGUAACCUCAGUAAACUCAUUGCCUUAAUACACUG
Mastomys coucha (southern multimammate mouse) is the source of this 6008-nucleotide messenger RNA. RefSeq names its product GRB2 related adaptor protein 2 (gene Grap2). The record is from RefSeq and is a predicted model, not a curated record. NCBI's taxonomy places the organism in Eukaryota, Metazoa, Chordata, Mammalia, Rodentia, Muridae. The transcript has 7 exons. Bases 410 to 1453 code for a protein of 347 amino acids. Gene Ontology annotation, molecular function: protein binding.